Messenger RNA from Nematocida major, 615 nucleotides. RefSeq lists its product as uncharacterized. Lineage: Eukaryota; Fungi; Microsporidia. The record is from RefSeq and is a predicted model, not a curated record. The transcript has a single exon. The coding region runs from base 1 to 615 and encodes 204 amino acids.
AUGUCUUCUUCAUUGUGCUUCUCAUUUUUGUUAAUACUAUGGUUGUCAUUUCGAACAUUGGAUUUGUUUAACGACAUGUCGUUCUCCAAUGGUCUACCGUUCUUGUUUCUCAUGUGUUUUGAAUCUCUACCAUCCUCCAAUGGCCUGCCGUUUGGACCUAACCUCUCAUCACCCCUCCUGCCUUGCUUCUUGUCAUCAUCGGCUAUCCCACCGUUAGUUAGAUUCAAUGGAUCCCUUUCGGCGCCAGUUCUAUCUUUUCGUUGGCCCCUUUCCGUUCCGAAUUGGUUCAUAGGAUCACUCCCCCUUUCUGACCACUCCUUCCUGUUCGGGCCUUCUAUUCCCCUACCUUCUUGUUCCCCAUUUGAACGCGCAUUUAUUUCCGAUCGGUCUUUUAAACCUGGUCUACGCAAUGAAUCAAAGCCUGGCGGUUUUCCAGCUUCUCCCGGCCUCUGUGCACUAAUAGGGUCAAAGCCUGGCGGUUUUCCAGCUUCUCCCGGUCUCUGUGCACUAAUAGGAUCAAAGCCAGGCCGAUUUCCAGCUUCUCCCGGCCUCUGUGCACUGUCACGGCCAAAUCCAUGGGGGUUUCCCGCAUCUCCGGGCGGGCCGCCUGGAUAA